AUGCAGGAGGAUGAUUACAAGCGAUUGAGGGAUCUCACAUCAGUGCCUCGCUCCAUCUAUACAACUUUGUUUCCUCCAGUCUGUACCCUGACUGCAGCUUGUCUUGAAGAUGCCUGCGUGUUGAAGUUCACAUUCCAACAUGCGUUUUGCGACGGAUUAGGCAUGGCUAUGAUUGGGUGGGCCUAUGCAGCUCUCCUCUCCGGAAACCCUAUUGAUAUUCCUGAUUUCCAUCGGCCAGUCACUCUCCGGUUCGACGCCGCCCCCAACAGUCCAUCCGAUCCUCAUCGUUGCCAUGACCCCUCCCCUAGCACACUAAGCACUGGCAGUAACCGCCUGUUCUCCGGGAGACCGUCCCAUUUCACCCUGGGUGUACUGUGGCACCGACUGGCACCUGCGUCGUGUGGCAAUACGGGGUCUUCCCGCAUGAUGCACAUCCCAGCCCUAGUGAUUGAUCAGAUUGCCUAUCAUGCUACAAAACAAGAUAUUCGCAUAAGUCGUGUGGACAUCCUCAUGGCUUUGAUUCUUCAGGCAAAUGUACGGGCAUUCCCCAAUGACCCAAGAACCACUUCCUACCCGCUGGGUUUCAUGCUCAACUUCAACCACCUACUGGUCAAUCCUGCCAAAUUCCACAACAGCUUCUGGCCUGUGCCAAUUCCACGGCCGCCAGACCUCGACCCCAGUCAAGUCAGCCACGAGUCGACGAUUAACCUAGCAGCCCACAUUCGCCGCGUGACGCGGGUCGCUCAAUCAGCAGAAUGCCUCCAGGCUUUCAAUGUCCAAUAUCAGAAAAUGGGGCCCUGGCACCUCUGGCAUCCGCGAGCAGUCAGUCCGUCCCAUCCCAGGACUAUAGUCUCCUCCAUGGCCCAGUUAAACCCCUACGAUCUGGAGACUAAUUCCGGUGUGCGGCCGCUCCUUUUCGACGUUCGCAUUGAAACCAUGGAUCUGGCACAAUAUGUCGGGAUCUACCUGCAUGGUGCUAUCAGUGUUAAUGUAGAUCGCAAAGGCACGGGUUUUUGUUUGACCGGGUCUCUGCAUCCAGAUCUGUGGAGAGAGUUGGAGAUGAUUCGUGAUAGCUUCUUGUACAGAUCGGACCAUGGUUUCAAGUCAAAGCUUUGA
Molecule: messenger RNA, 1116 nt
Organism: Aspergillus tubingensis
Lineage: Eukaryota; Fungi; Ascomycota; Eurotiomycetes; Eurotiales; Aspergillaceae
Exons: 3
Coding region: 1-1116 (371 amino acids)
Source: RefSeq, a predicted model, not a curated record